GGCAGUGGAGCCGCGGCGGGUGCGGGAUGCGCUCGGAAAAGGAGGGGCCCGGAGGCCCCGGGGUGGCCGUUGUUGCGCGGAGCCAGAGCGGGAGGGAGAGGACGUCCGCUGUGGAAGCUCAGGUCCGCCGGGAGUCGCCGCGGCGAGAGGCAGGGGUGCCGUCGGCCUUGUCCUCCAGCUGUGGAGGCAGCGCGGGCAAACCUCGCGAGGAGAAGAGGACAGUCCUGAGCAAGGUGGUCAUCCGGCGCCUUCCUCCCAGUCUCACCAAGGAGCAGCUGGAAGAGCAACUACACCCACUACCUACACACGAUUAUUUUGAGUUCUUUACUGGGGAUCUCAGUCUUUAUCCUCAUCUCUACUCAAGGGCAUACAUUAAUUUUAGAAAUCCUGAUGACAUUCUUCUUUUUAGAGAUCGGUUUGAUGGAUAUAUCUUCAUUGACAAUAAAGGCCUUGAAUAUCCUGCAGUGGUCGAGUUUGCUCCGUUCCAGAAGAUAGCCAAAAAGAAGCUGAAGAAAAAGGAUGCCAAAACCGGAAGCAUCGAUGACGAUCCAGAAUAUAAGAAGUUUUUAGAAGCUUACUGUGUGGAGGGGGAGAAAACUGGUGCCAAUCCCGAAACGCUUCUGGGAGACAUAGAGGCAAAGACAAGAGAACUUAUUGCUAGAAGAACCACACCUCUUUUGGAAUACAUUAAAAAUAGAAAGUUAGAAAAGCAGAGAAUUCGAGAAGAGAAGCGAGAAGAGCGAAGGCGAAGGGAGUUGGAAAAGAAACGCAUACGGGAAGAAGAAAAAAGAAAGAAAAGAGAAGAGGAAAAAUGUAAGAGAAAAGAAACAGACAAACAAAAGAAAGCUGCUGAGAAAGAAGUAAGGAUUAAGCUUCUUAAGAAACCAGAAAAGGGAGAGGAGGCAGCCACUGAGAAACCAAAAGAAGCAGGAGAGGAAAUUGAUACUGGAGAUGGACAAUGGGAAGCCUAUCCUGGCUGUGCUGUUGUGAAGGCCAAGCCCUGGGAGAGCCUGCCGGAGGAGCACAGGGAAAAGUCACAAAAUGACAGUGAUAAAGAGCAAAAGGAUAUGGAGAGAAAAUUUCGAGAAAAAGAACUUGAAACACAAAGAUACCACUUGGAUGACAACAGAAAGCUUAGAGCUCACUAUGAGUUUGACAAGUUUUCAAGAAGAAACGAAGAAGAGAUGAAAUCGGGGAAAGGACUCACCCCAGACAGAGUGAAGAUGGGUAGCCAGGACCGCGGUGUCCCUGUGGAAGCCACAGAGCGACCAGGGAGAGAACAGAGGAGUGAGGAUGGCCUGGCACCCAGAAAGGAGAGAGUGCGAAACAAGGACCGGCCAGCCUUGCCACUGUACCAGCCAGGAGCUCGCAUGAGAGCACGUGGAUGUGGUGGAAGAUUCUCUGAGGAGGGCCGUGACGGGAGCAGGGCUGAGGCUGAAGAUUCAACAGGGGCUGGUUCCAAAAGGAACAAAGAGGCAGAAUGAGUCAGUGUGCAUGUCACAGCUGUGACAAGGGUGAACUUACAUUCCAAAUUCCUUGGCUUAGAAAUGUAUAAAUUAGUCUGGAAUAUAACCUGCAAGGUGAAAUUACUCCUUACAAAGAAACUGGUGGCAUAGAAACUUUCUCUUAAAAAAUUGAACAGAGUUUUCCUUGAUUUUACCACUUCUAGUAUAAACUACUAUGUAUCCUUUAGCCAUAACACAGCAAAUAAUCUCCUUUGGAAAUUAGAAAAGUAUAACCAAACAGUAUGAAUUCUGAAGCACUUAAAUGUGUUGUUGGAAUAACUUACACUUUGGUUUUUACACAUUUGUAAGCAAAUAAUCUGUUGGGAUCUGUAUCUCAUUAUGCUUGUUGGUUUCCAGUGAACCAUAGUUUCUGGGACAUGAGCAGCGGAUUCCAUUAUAAUCUUGGCAAUUCAGCCACAUAUGUGCCUUCUGUCCUAAAAUUACAGGAAGUCUGUUGCACUGCAGUCCCUCUGACAGAAACCUUAACACUGUGUGAAGCCCACCAGCUUUAAUUAUAGUCCUUUUAACAAUUUGGCUACUGAUUUGAUCAAAAUAGUUUCAGUCUUUUGAUGGAGGUGCUUGUGGUUUAUAACCAUUAUGGUUUAAGAAUUGGUAACAUAAAUUGCGUUAUUUUGGAACAUGGGUAACUUAGGUACAGAAUCUAGGGUUUUUCUUUUUGUAGCCUGAGGUAAUUUUAAAGUGACUUUAUGUAGCUUUCUGCAACUAUGCAUUCUAUAGUUUUUCCUUUUAGUGAAAUUUUAA
This is a messenger RNA of Molossus molossus (Pallas's mastiff bat), 2267 nucleotides long. RefSeq names its product UPF3A regulator of nonsense mediated mRNA decay (gene UPF3A). NCBI's taxonomy places the organism in Eukaryota, Metazoa, Chordata, Mammalia, Chiroptera, Molossidae. Gene Ontology annotation, biological process: nuclear-transcribed mRNA catabolic process, nonsense-mediated decay; positive regulation of translation. The transcript has 10 exons. Gene Ontology annotation, molecular function: telomeric repeat DNA binding. Gene Ontology annotation, cellular component: nucleolus; cytoplasm. Bases 27 to 1484 code for a protein of 485 amino acids. The record is from RefSeq and is a predicted model, not a curated record.